AUAUUUUGGGGUCCCUGAUGAGGGUCCCAGGUGUCCUGCAUGUUUUAAAUAAUUAGCUUUUUUUGAUUAAUAAGGAGAAUUUAUUUCAUAAUUAAAAUACAGUCUUAGAAUGUCUAGAAGCAAAUAUCAGAUUGGCCCUGAAGCAGGCUGACAGCGUCAGGUGAGACAGGUGGGGCAUUUCUCUCCCCUGUGCAUCACGAAGGGACAGCUCUCACAAAGUGUUUUUAUACAUUUCCAAGCUCCAAGGGUUGUUGGGGGCAGGCGUUUUUCUGCUUUCUUAUGGUUGAUCUUAUCCUUUUUGCAUUUUCAUGUAGUUUUUCCUUCUUGCUGCAGCUCUUGCUGAGAGUUUCCCCAAAACUGGUAAAUAAUUCACAUUGUUAGAAGAAAAUCUCCUGCAAUAUGCAUUCUAGGAGGCACACAUUUAUCUUAUAGAUGAUGCAAAUUGAAUGCACAUUGCUGAGGUUUGGUCAGAGAAAUAAUCUUCUGGAAUCAGCAUUUCCGGGGACGAAUAUUCAGGCUAGGAUUCUGGUGCAUGUUGAUUGCCCUGAACCCUCUUUUGGUAUGCUAGGAUUUUCAUUAGGCGAGAUUACUGUAGUCUCAGCUUGAAUUUGUACAUACAAUCUAUCAGAAUCCAUCCCUUUCUUUAUUAAUUUAUUAAAUUUGUACUUUUAGGAUACACUUUGACAAAGCUUACUUAUUUUUGAAUUUUAUAUUUAGUAUUUAUAAAACUUAACAACUACACUUUUAUACUACUAGUCAGGGUGUAAAAUUAACAGCUCUUCUCAUAAGGUAGAUUAUUCUAAAUCUUUAGUUUCUUUUCUUUGGAUUGUCAGUUAUAUUUUUUUAUAUCAAUGCAUGUGCUUAUUGUAAUUUAGAUAUAUUUUGACUCCAUAGUCGUUUAAGGCUGGUAAUAUUUGUAAAAUAAGUUUUUCAUGUAUUCUUAUGUUGCCUGCUAAAAUACGUCUUUACAACUGUCUCAUGUACUUGUUUUCUUAACUCUUGAGCAAUUUGCUUUAUUCUACUUCCAGGAUUUAUUUCUUCUCUAGCUCUUACAGAAGAAAAGGUUUUAAUAUAUUGCUUACAAAUUUUGCCGUUUUAUUCUUUUUGCUCUAUUCCACAUUUUCUUUAUUGCAGUGUCAUUUACUACUCAUAGUGCACAUUCUGAUUUUGUUAAACUUAUAGCGUACUGCACUAACUUGGGAGUGUGCAUAUGGCUCAUUCUUUUUGGGCUUGGAUGACUAAUACAGUGACAAUAGUCCUCUGCAGUUUUAACUCUCUAGCUCUCUCAAAGCCCCUUUGGGUUGCAGCCAAAGGGCCAAGAUGUGUAUCUUCUUGGUAGCAGAGCUUACACCUUGGGAUCUAGUCACUGGUGUCAUUCGUCUCAUUCUCAGUAUUUACUUCAUAAGAUUUAGAAGAGCCUUUUAAAUUGUUUUUCGGGAUUUAUGAUAGCAUCUGCUUAUUUCUAAUUGUUAUAGUUUUAUUUCUUUGACAUUUUAGCUGUAAAGUUGUAAUUAGUCUGUACACUUCUCUUUCCUUCAGCAAUACUUGGCUGUUUUCCUUUAGUUUAAUUUGAUCCUUAUUAAAUAUCUAAUGGCUUUUGUUAUACACUAUCUGAUUUAAUUUUACUUUUAAUGUUUCUUGGAACUUAAAUCUGGUUUGUAUCUUAUAUACUUAAUUUUUUCAGAUUUUUCAUGCAUCAUAUUACUUGUUCUAAUAUAUUCUUUACAGUGUUUCAUUAGCUUUUACUUCUGUUUCUUUUCUCUAUUCUGACAAAAGCACAAAAAUAUUUUAUUUUUUGAAAUAAAUUUGCAUAUCACAAUCUAAAUAUUCAGUUCACUUAAAACAACCUCAUGAAUAAUACAGUUUAAAAUAAAAUAUUUUACUUCUCAUAACAAUGGGUUUUACAGCUUACAAGCUUAGGUAUUAAUAUGCAUCAGUCUAUUUUGCUUCAAGGAGUAGUCGUGACUUUUUAGUGAGGUUUGGCUGGUGUUUCUGCUGGUGGAUUUACAGGUCUUCUGUCCUGCCUUUCUUUGCAGCUGAACCUGCUGGUGAAGGUGGUGCAGCUUCCCAAGCCACGUCCAGGACUGAGGCUGUGGGAGAUGCCGAGGGUGUGUCUGCAGGGAGGACUUCUCCAGCUCCUUUGCUGAUUCCUACACAGAAGCCUGGCAACCAUCGCAGAGGUGAGUAGUGUGUCCCUGCUGACCCCACAGGCUGAGCCCUGCUGCUGUUGGAUCCAUUCCUGGGAAAUGGAAUUCUGUUGCUCUAAGGUCCUCCGCGGGCGAAGAACCAAGCUACAGGACACCAGAAACCCCAUGAGCCAUCCGAAAACAUGAGGCAAAUGCUGAAGGAAAUGCAGCAGGCAGGAGAAGAAGUGGAUGGAGAGGCUGUGCAGAAGGCAGCAUUUCCUGGAGGAAGCAGUGGUUCUGUGCCAGCCUCUGCUGAAGGAAGGGAGGCCAUGCCAGGCACAGGCACAGGAGCUGAGGUUGCUCAGAAGGCUUCUCCAUUAGCUUGGCUGCAUAAAGUUUUGAAGCCCUUGGAGUCUCCUGCAGGUGUGUCUGCAGGGAGGACUUCUCCAGCUCCUUUGCUGAUUCCUACAAAGAAGACUGGCUCCCAUGGCAGGGGUCCUCUGAGAAGGAAGAACAAAGGCAAAGGACAGAAGAAACCCCACGAGCCAAACAACAUCCUGAAACAAAUCGUGACAGAACUGCACAAAGGGCAUGGGAUGGACAGAGAGGCUCUGUGGAAGGUGGCAUUUCCUGAAGGAAGGGAAGAGAUGCCAGGCAGAGUCCCAGGAGAUGAGGAUCACGUCUUAAAUUACUUGGAAACACUGGUGAAUGGUGGUUUGAAGACCUUGCCAGAUGUUGGAGCUAACCUGGUUGGUGAAAGUGAUCUGGCUUCCCAACCCACGUUCAGGAUUGAGUCUCUGGGAGAUGCUGAGGUGAUGGACCAAAAGGCAGGGCUGAAGGAGGUGUUUCCCCAAGGAAGCAGUGGCUCAUUGGCAGCCCCUGCUGCAGGGAGGAAGGCGAUGGCAGACACGGGCACAGGCACAGCAGAUGAGGUGUCUGGGAAGGCUUCUCCAUUAGCUUGGUUGCAUAAAGUGUUGGUCCUAUCUGACCCCCUCUCAGGUGUGUCUGCAGCGAGGACUUCUCCAGCUCCUUUGCUGAUUCCUACACAGAAGCCUGGUUCCCAUCGCAGGGAUUGGGAUCGUGACAUGGAUUCCAUGCUUGUCUUUCUGGAUGAGAGUGUGAAGACCUCGGCAGAUGGUGGAGCUAACCCGGUUGGUGAAAGUGAUCUGGCUUCCCAACCCACAUUCAGGAUUGAGCCUCUGGGAGAUGCUGAGGGUGUGUCUGCGGGGAGGACUUUCCCAGGUCCAUUGGUGGAUGUUGCACGCAGGACCAGCUCCCUUCGCAGGGGUCCCCUGAGAAUGGAGAACAAACCUAGAGGAGACACUAAGUCCCUGGAGGCAUCCAAACACAUGGAGAAGAUGCCGAGUGAUCUGGAGAGACGCCAUGAUGCAGCCAGCACCAGAAAACAUGCUGACAACAUCGGGAAGAGCACAAGAGUUUUCUGCUGGGUAACACCAUGUUUGAAGAAGUUGAUGGCCAUUGUGGCUGGUGCAGCACUUUGCCUGAUGAUGUGCUAUGCCGCAAUCUGGUAUUGCUGGAAGAGAAACUGGAGCACCUCUGGACAGGAGUUUAAAGACGGUGGCUGCACCUUACUCCCAGACAGUUUGAGCUGCUCCUCUGGCCUCAUAAGGGCCUGGACAGCCCUUUCACCUGUUCUGUGUAGGGAACCGAAGAUCAGCCAUCUACAAGGAAACCUCCUACUACCCUGUAGAUCCCACUGCCACCUGCUCUCCCCAUGGGUCUCCCCAAGAUGACUUCAUCCCUUUUUUGAUCUCCCUGCAUCCCAUCCCAGCCAAUUCUCAAGUUCUUCUGGAGACCCCAGGCCCAGCUGAGCACCCUCCAGCCCCUCCUGAGACCAACACAUCCCUUCCUCUGCCCCUCUGCUCCCUGGCCUUGCCCUCUAAGCAACACUGGAGUUAAGCCCUGCUGCCCUGCCAGGGUAGGCGAUGGCCCAGCUCUUCUCUUGCACUACAGAGAUGGAGCUGUCACCCCAGUGUCUGGGAGGUAGCAGCAGCAAAGCCCACCCGGCACCAGCACUG
Molecule: messenger RNA, 4165 nt
Organism: Passer domesticus (house sparrow)
Lineage: Eukaryota; Metazoa; Chordata; Aves; Passeriformes; Passeridae
Exons: 18
Coding region: 2330-3880 (516 amino acids)
Source: RefSeq, a predicted model, not a curated record